AUGGGUCAGUCUUUUGAUAGAUGGGUGGAAUGCCCUCCCAGCAAUUUCCUACAAACUGCGCCAGUAUGGCUCAGGAUUUCUAAUAUCCCAGUUAACUAUUUCACAAUUAAAACUAUUGAUGCGGUAGCUGGGGCCAUUGGUUAUUGGAAAGAGAUUGAAUGGGACCCUGAGAAACCUCUAUUACAGAACUAUGUUAGAGUUCAAGUAGUGUUAGACCUCAACCUCCCAGUGCGUGAGAAGAAGAGCUUAACACUACCAAAAGGAGGUGGCACUGCUAUGAUAGACGUGGAGUACGAGAGGAUCAGGAAAAAGUGCUUUUACUGCUUCAGACUAUCACAUGAGAAACAAGCGUGUCCUGUUCUUAAAGGCACAUGA
Molecule: messenger RNA, 375 nt
Organism: Raphanus sativus (radish)
Lineage: Eukaryota; Viridiplantae; Streptophyta; Magnoliopsida; Brassicales; Brassicaceae
Exons: 1
Coding region: 1-375 (124 amino acids)
Source: RefSeq, a predicted model, not a curated record